Gastrolobium bilobum is the source of this 1735-nucleotide messenger RNA. RefSeq lists its product as uncharacterized. Gene Ontology annotation, molecular function: oxidoreductase activity. The coding region runs from base 138 to 1250 and encodes 370 amino acids. Lineage: Eukaryota; Viridiplantae; Streptophyta; Magnoliopsida; Fabales; Fabaceae. The transcript has 7 exons. The record is from RefSeq and is a predicted model, not a curated record.
AACGCAGACACGUUCCUCUCUUGUCUCACUCACUUUCACUCACAUGCACACUCGUCAAACUCAAAAUCCCUAAAACCCAAGAGAGGUAUCCAAUUCCACUCCAAUGCUCUGAAACCCAACCUCUUAACAUUGACAAGAUGCGGAUUCUGAGUAAUCGCGGAUUGAGAAGAAUCACACUCUCUGCUUCAAAUCAUCAUCAUCAUCAUCAUCAUCAUCACCGAAGGUCCUAUGUCUCAACCUGCAGAGGCGUGCUUCUUCCCUCUUUCGGAGGACCCGAGGUUCUCCAGCUUCACUCCAACAUUCAAGUUCCUCCUCUGAAACCCAACCAUGUCCUCGUUCGCGCUCGCGCCGUUUCCGUUAACCCCUUAGAUACCCGAAUGCGUUCCGGUUACGGUCGUUCCAUUUUCGAGCCGCUUUUGCCUCUUAUUUUGGGCCGUGACGUCAGCGGCGAGGUUGCGGCUGUCGGAGCUUCGGUUCGGUCUGUGAAAGUGGGUCAAGAAGUUUUUGGGGCGUUGCAUCCAACUGCACUGAGAGGCACUUAUGCUGACUAUGCAAUUCUCUCCCAAGAGGAGGUUACUUCAAAACCAGAUUCGCUAACUCAUGUGGAAGCAAGUGCCAUUCCUUUUGCUGCACUGACUGCUUGGCGUGCUCUAAAAAGUACUGCUAGAAUAAGUGAGGGACAAAGGAUAUUAGUAGUGGGAGGUGGAGGAGCAGUAGGAUUUGCUGCAAUUCAGCUUGCAGUAGCCGCUGGUUGCCCUGUUGUAACUACUUGUGGAAGUCAAAGCAUUGACCGCAUGUUAGCUGCUGGUGCUGAGCAGGCUGUUGAUUAUGUUGCUGAGGAUGUUGAAAUGGCUAUAAAGGGGAAGUUCGAUGCUGUUUUGGACACUAUUGGUGGUCCAGAGACAGAACGGAUGGGCAUUAAUUUUCUUAAGCGAGGUGGGCACUACAUGACACUUCAGGGUGAGGCAGCAUCAUGGGCUGAUAGUUUUGGACUGGCUAUUGGGCUUCCUGUAGCUACAGCUCUUCUAUUGAAAAAACAGAUACUAUACCGAUACUCUCAUGGAAUAGAAUACUCAUGGACAUACAUGAGGGCUGACUUAGAAGGUUUAAUUGAGAUUCGAAAGCUGUGUGAAGCUGGGAAGAUGAAGAUACCUGUGGAUAAAACGUUUCCCAUAACACAAGUAAAAGAGGCUCAUGAGGCAAAAGAUAAGAAGAUCAUUCAAGGUAAAGUAGUGCUAGAACUUGAUUGACGUCCUCAAGCCCAUCAGGGAGUUGCUAGAACUAGAAUCUUUUUUUGGUUCUCUCUUCAAUGGAUUGUUCCACAUUUGAUUGAGAAAUGGAUAGUGCUUUUUCUGGGUUUUCACUUUAUGAUAGAAAGUGAAACUUUUUUUUGUAAGUUUUGAGUCAUAAUAUCCGAUCAAAACAAUUUGUAAAUUGAUUGAGAAGUUUGGGUGACUGUUCUCUUUUUAGUCAUGUCAUGUCAAUUUGUGAAAGGUGCGGGUAUGAUGUUUAUACCUCUAAAACUCCCAUGUGUCAGUUGCACUCACCAUCAGUAGCUAGUCCAUGUUCUCUUGAAUUGUAACAUUGAAAGAGAACACUGCUGAAUUAUUAGCAGAAAGCAUAUAAAUUGUAUAGUGCUAGAGAGUAGAGAGAUAGGCAUCAUUUGUUAUUGAAAUGGCCUGAUCUCAUGAACAUUGUCAUGUAGCAUUUGUCUGUUUACUUUAUUAUUUGAACU